UGGGAGUCCGCGAGCAACCUCCCACAGGAUGUGUGAGAGGAACUGGGGUCUCCAGUCACGAGAGCCAGGGCUGCAGGCCGGAAGGACUCGCUGGACGCUGGACAGAGGGGUGAGGGAGGCGGCCGGGCCCGGACCCUGGGGUCCGAGGAAGGAGAUGGGUGGACAGAACUCCACGAAGCGAAUUUCGGCCUGUCCAGGUCGCCCUCUCAGCAUGGGGGAGCCCCGGCCGCAGCCCUGGGCGCUCAGUCUCCUGCUCCUGCUCCUGUUCCUGCCUCAGACCUCGGGCGCAGAGAACCAUCUGUGCCUCCUGUACCACCUCACAGCUGUGUCGUCCCCUGCCUCAGGGUCACCUGCCUUCUGGGUGUCAGGCUGGCUGGGGCCACAGCAGUACCUGAGCUACAGCAGCCUGCGCAAGGAGGCCGAGCCCUGCGGGGCCUGGGUCUGGGAAAAACAGGUGUCCUGGUACUGGGAGGAGGAGACGACAGACCUGAGAAACAAGGAGAGGCUCUUCCUGGACGCUCUCAAAGCCCUGGAGGAAAAAGCCACCCCAGGUCCCUACACCCUGCAGGGCCUGCUGGGCUGUGAGCUGAGCUCUGACAACACUUCGGUGCCCACUGCCCUGUUCGCCCUGAACGGCGAGGACCUCAUGCAGUUCCACCCCAGGAACGGCACCUGGACGGGUGACUGGCCCGAGGCCCUGGCCAUCAGCACAAAGUGGCAGCAGCAGGCCGAGGCCGUGGACAAGGAGAGGACCUUCCUGCUCAGCUCCUGCCCGCAGCGGCUGCUGGGCCACCUGGAGCGGGGUCACAGGAACCUGGAGUGGAAGGAGCCGCCUUCCAUGCGCCUGAAGGCCCGGCCUGACAUCAAUGGCUUCUCCGUGCUCACCUGCAGCGCCUUUUCCUUCUACCCCCCGGAGCUGCAGCUGCGCUUCCUGCGCAACGGGCUGGCAGCCGGCACCGGGGUGGGUGGCUUCGGCCCCAACGGCGAUGGCUCCUUCCACGCGUGGUCAUCGCUCCAGGUGCAGCGCGGGGAUGAGCACCACUACCGCUGCCUGGUGCAGCACGCUGGGCUGCAGAAGCCGCUCUUAGUGGAGCUGGAGUCGCCGGCAGAGUCCUCCGUGCCGGUGGUGGUGGGCCUUGUCAUGGGCUUCCUGGUGCUCGCAGCGGCGGCCGUGGGAGGAGCCCUGCUGUGGCGGAGGACGCGGAGCGGGCUGCCAGCACCCUGGAUCUUCCUCCGCGGGGACGACAUCGGGGCCCUGCUGCCCGGCCCCGGACUGCCCCAGGAGCCCGACUCUCCGGACGCCAACGGUGCUGCCUGACGUCCCGGCCCCGCUGCUGCCGGCCGAUGUGGUCGCGUCUCUGCCAUGACACCCCUGGAAUCCUGGAUGUCUGAGCCUCCAGAACAAAUGCUGGGCCCCAGCCGGAGUUUGCCUGAGUGUCCCCUCCCGACAUCUCUGGCCCCUUUCCACCUUCACAUAUAAACACGAGUUUGGGCCCAAA
Messenger RNA from Heterocephalus glaber (naked mole-rat), 1499 nucleotides. RefSeq names its product Fc gamma receptor and transporter (gene Fcgrt). Gene Ontology annotation, cellular component: external side of plasma membrane. Lineage: Eukaryota; Metazoa; Chordata; Mammalia; Rodentia; Bathyergidae. Gene Ontology annotation, biological process: immune response. Gene Ontology annotation, molecular function: beta-2-microglobulin binding. The record is from RefSeq and is a predicted model, not a curated record.